UGCACUGUCUCACUAAGAAGAUUAGCACAUGGCAGGGUGGUGCCAAAGUGGACUGGCUUCAAACUGACACGGUUUUUAGAAGUACAACCUCAUUAAGGAAACAGAUUUGGGCUAAUUUUGGUAUCUUUGCUGGAACAAAAUGACCAGAGAAGAAGGGUUAAUUGAAGAAUAUAGUUAUGAUCGAAUGGCUACUUUGGAACUGGGGAAGCAAGAAAAUAAAAAAUUCCAUGUAGAUCUAAAGUCCGGUGAUAUUCAGUUUCCUGAGGGGCUUAAGCCAUGUACUGGCUACAAAAUGUGGAUGUUUUCCUUGUUGAUGGGGAGCUGCCUUGUUGCUACAUCUGGAUUUUCCCUUUAUCUUGGGAAUGUCUUUCCCUCUGAAAUGGACUACUUGCGUUGUGCUGCAGGCUCGUGCCUGCCUUCAGCGGUUGUCAAUUUUGCUGUGCUGAAAAACAAAGUGAAUGUGAUGUAUCAUUACCAAAUAUUAUUUGUGUCAUCAUUUUCAAUAACUACCACUUGUUUGAUUUGGUUUGGAUGCAAACUUGCUAUAAACCCAACAGCAAUCAAUAUAAAUUUUAAUCUGAUUCUCCUUAUUCUGAUGGAAAUUCUUAUGGCAACAACAGUAAUUAUCUCUGCAAGAUCAAAUGUAGACUGCUGUAAAGUACAGAGAGGCACAGUAUAUGGAAGUUCUGGUUGUGUGAAGCAGGUAAAAUUUCCUGCUCGACUGAUGAAAUCUUAUUCGAUUGUGGAAGUGGUAGUAGGAGUUUGUGCAGUAUUUGGUGGAGUUAUUGCGCUAAACUUUGAUGCCCUGUUGCACAGUCCUUACCUUUAUGUAUCCAUCUUUUGGGUGUUAGCAGCUUGUUUUCCAAAUGCUGUUGUAAGUCAUGUAGCUGCUGAAUAUCCCACUAAAUGCUUGGUGGAGGGGCUCAUUGUGACGAGCAGUAUAACAUCUCCCUUGCUGUUCUCAACAUCAGCCUACCUGUCUUUCAGUAUUAUAAGGACCAUUGACAUUUUUAGAAUUUAUCCAACAAUUGUUACACAGUUUCACGAUAUUGUUUUGUUUCUUCUGAUGCUGAUCCUGUUAAUACAGGCAUUGCUCACAAAUAUCACCAUCAUCCAAUGUGUUCACUACAAAUCACAGAUGAGAAUGGAUGAUUUAUCUUGGAACAUGUCACCGGAAGACAACAUGGAUUACAGGAAUAAUGAUGUUUCCAACAACACUUUAAGAGAAUUUGACAAGGAUAAAGCAUGGAAGGCAGUAAUGGUACAAAUGGCACAAUGACAUAAUGUUGCUACAAAAAUGACAAUAUUUACCAAUUUCAUUUUCGGUGAGCACAACAAGGCAUUGCUGAAGAUGUUUUUGGAUACUGAGUUUCAUCAUGAAGGAGUAUAAUUAUUCUUAUAUAAUACCUAACCUAUAUGUGUGGAUGUUUUUAUUUUUUUUCAGGCUUGCUUUUUGAACAUUGUAAAACUGCAUUAUUGUGACAGUUCUUAAAAGGACAUUAUCAUCAAAAUAAAAAUGUUUACUUUUUUGACUGUAAACAAUGUAGUAAAUGAGAUUAGUGUUAGAAUAUCUUCAUUAUAACAGUGUGACAUAAUACAAAGUAGUAAUGUAAAAAAAAAUCAUACGCAGGUACAUUCUUUUUUUUUAUAUCUGAAGAAAUGUGAUUGGGGGAUCCUUAGCACUGCAAUAUAGAACAAUAAAGCAUACACUCACGUUUAAAUCAUGUGAGUAACAAUGGCUCCAGAGAAUCUGAUUGAUAAGUUUCUGCCACCUCAAAAAAUGCAUCACAAUGUGUUUGUUAUUUUGUGAUGAACAGACAUAUUGAACCGUACAAUAUAUUGUAAAUGUAUUUUAAAAAAGUAUUUUUGACAUUUAUUCCCAUAAACUUCAAUGGGUUAUGCCAGGUGGUAUAAAAUUAUUUAAAUUAGAAUUUCUCCAGAGUAAAAUAACACAAAUCACUCUUUAUACUGGAUGAUUGUGAUGUAUAGUAUUAAUUCACAUGUAUUAAUAACAGCCUUUAUAAAUACAGAAUAUAUUUUAAAUUA
Messenger RNA from Xenopus laevis (African clawed frog), 2046 nucleotides. It is a transcript of the gene mlc1.L, whose product is annotated as membrane protein MLC1. The record is from RefSeq and is a predicted model, not a curated record. The transcript has 12 exons. Gene Ontology annotation, cellular component: membrane; plasma membrane; cytoplasmic vesicle. Lineage: Eukaryota; Metazoa; Chordata; Amphibia; Anura; Pipidae. Gene Ontology annotation, biological process: regulation of response to osmotic stress. Bases 140 to 1279 code for a protein of 379 amino acids.